UUGCCUCGUGUUGUUGUUCCUCUUUGAUGUUUUGGUUUUUCGGGUGCAAAAUUCGCUGUAAAAAAGGUAAAGGCGGAAAGUGCGAGAGGCCUGGAGAACCGCAACCAACACGCAUCGCGCCAAGAUCCACCAAAAAGACGGUCCUCAAACAACGAAAAGUGAUUCGAAACCCUUUUACUACGCUGCAGAAACCAUUCAACCGACGCUCUAUCAACUGCAAACACCGAAAUCUGUGGCUGAGACCCGGGUGUCUCGAAAGGAAACCAUCGGAAUCAACCACUAAGAAACCAUCGGAACAAUCAACACAAGUUUGUAAAAACAACUCGAGGGAAAACAAGCGAAAAUGUACACGAUACUCCACGGAACCGAUUGCCUACAAGUGCAGGCAGCCUCUAACGUGACGGACGAAAUAGUAUCGGCUAUUGAAACGUGGAAGGGUCUUGCUUCAGCGGACUACUAUCUCACUCAAUCCGGCCGUUCCAUUGGCGACUGGCAGAAUGUGACCCCGUACAUUCCACUGCGCAUAAACGAAAGGCUGCGGGGCGGAAAGGGCGGAUUUGGGUCCAUGCUGCGUGCCAUCGGUGCACAGAUCGAGAAAACCACGAACCGUGAAGCGUGCCGCGACCUUUGCGGCCGCCGUCUGCGGGACAUCAACGAGGAGAAGCGAUUGAAAGCGUACCUGGAAAAGCAGCAGAACGCGUCCGAGGAUGAACGGCAGAAGAUUCAGCUGAAAAUCGACAAACUGCUCGCUAAGCCCAAACAUGAGUUCGAGGAUCGCCAGUAUGAGAGUGUACGCGAAGAGCUGAUCGUACGGGGGGACGACGCUAUACAGGCGGGACUGCAGCAGCUUCAAUCAACGUCGGACGAUGCUAAAGAGGCAACCGGAAAACCAUCGGCAGGAUUGAAGAGAAAAGGGACCAGUGGGUCCAGUAAAAUUAGCAAGAAAAAGCAAAAAUCGGAUCUUUGGCUGGGAAUGGACGAUAUGAGCUCUGCCAGUGAUUCGGACGAUUCCAAUUCCAACGAACCCUCUAGCGAUUAUCAUUCCGGCUCUGGGUCGUCCGAGGAAUUGAGCUUGAAGUGAGGAAUAGUUUUCGUUCAGCUUUUGUUUAACUCACGAACAAUUCAUGUUUGCAUUACUCCUAACCCUACGGUUUUUUUUUUCAACAUUUUUCAACAAUUCUUUCGAGUUUUUUUCCCCCAACCUAGCGAACUUUUUUUUUUAAUUGUGAUUGAUACCAACUUUUUAUUUCAUCGGGUUUUUGCCCACAUAUUUACAAGAGGAUCAGGAGUUUUAUUCGACAAAAUAUAAAGAAACUUUGUAAUUGCUCAUAUACAGUUCAAACCUAUGAUUGGUCAUGGGUUCCGAUAAGAUCGUUUGUAUUUUCUAUUCAAUUUUAGGUCCAGGCGGUCGUCAUUCAUAAUCACUCAGAAUUAUCUAAAUUACUAAAUUAUGCGAAACAUCUUACAUAACACACCCAAAAGGAUUUUUAUGUUAUUGCGACAAGAAAUAAAUGCCCGACACUUGGCUAAAGGGA
Anopheles aquasalis is the source of this 1535-nucleotide messenger RNA. Its product is annotated as replication stress response regulator SDE2. Gene Ontology annotation, cellular component: nucleus. The record is from RefSeq and is a predicted model, not a curated record. Lineage: Eukaryota; Metazoa; Arthropoda; Insecta; Diptera; Culicidae.